AUGUCAAAACCGUGCAUUCCUACAUCUCCUCAUCCUAUUCCCGAUGAAGAGGUUAUCUCUGACAUUUAUGACUUUCCCGUACUCUCUUUCGAGGGCAAAUCUAGUCCAUUUGGUAAACUAGUCGCUGCAAGAGAUGGUGUUCUCAACGUUGUCGUGAUAUUCAUUCGCCACUUCUUCUGCUCCUGCGAUCAAGAUUAUAUCCGUUCCAUAGCGCUAUAUCUUACACCAACCGUCCUCUCUACUCUGGCCAUUGGGCCGUCUAGACUCAUUAUCGUCGGUUGCGGUGACCCGUCCCGUAUCCUCCCUUAUGCUGCAGAAACAUCCUGCGAGCUCCCAAUAUUCACGGAUCCUACUGGCCGCAUAUAUGAAAGGCUCCAGAUGAAAAAAUCCUUGACUAUCUCCGGAAGACCGUCAUAUGUGAAACAGUCCUUACUCAGUCUUAUCAUUGUCACGAGCCCUGAUUGUGUGAGGCGUCUGAUUGGAUGUGUGUAUAUUCUGAGUUGCAUAUGA
Ilyonectria robusta is the source of this 510-nucleotide messenger RNA. RefSeq lists its product as uncharacterized. The record is from RefSeq and is a predicted model, not a curated record. Bases 1 to 510 code for a protein of 169 amino acids. Lineage: Eukaryota; Fungi; Ascomycota; Sordariomycetes; Hypocreales; Nectriaceae. The transcript has 2 exons.